UGGCCCAGUUUUGACCCUCCAGGCCUCCUUAUAUGCCCCUGGGGACUCUUUCCAGGCCACACUCCCUCCUCAGCCCCCUCCCCACACCCAGACCCAACUCUCAAUAUGACAGCUUUGCAGGGGAGGCUGGCCCAGUUGGGUAAAUGGGCCACCGCCCUGCCAAUCUCAGUGUGCCCUCAGCCAGUCCCUGCCUGUCUACCUUUGUAUUUGCAACCAGUCCAGAUCCUUGCCAAGAUAUGCUCGGCAUCCUUCUACAGAAGCACCUACUGCACCUUGUGCUUUAUCAACUUCAUGCUGCUUGUGAAUGUCAUGGCGACUCCCUUAUGGCUCCGACACGACUAUGUGGACGGCUAUUUUGUUUUCGGAUUGUGGGCCAUAUGCAACCAUCAGCUAGAGUGUGAUGACGUUUUUCUCCCCGUCAAUGAAUAUCUGCAUGUGGUCCGUCUCCUUUUGAUACUAGCCUUAAUCAGUGAUUUCAUUGCCCUUUUUUUGUCAUGGGAGCUUCUUACUCGGGUCCUGAAAAAGGUGGUAUCCGAAAGCCUGCUUUCUUCUGUGGCCCACUUCAGCGCAGGUUUCUUCCUGCUCUGUUCUUUAGUGGUUACAUACUGCAAGCUUGCAAUUGAGGUUGAUUCAGAUGGGACUCAUGCAGCACCAUACCUGGGAUUCUUCGCAGGGUGCUUUGCCUGUUCCCUGUGUUUCCUCUUAGGAACCCUAAGUCUGCUGCAGCACAGGAGGUGGUUCUUUGGAAAUAAAAUAAUGAAGAUCUAAAUAAAUAACACCAGCCGUGGGUUCAAAGUGCAUUACUGUUGGAUCACAUGUGCAGUCUUUGGGCUGUACCCAUCAUCGCAGACAUUCUUCUCCAUAAGCCACAUACCAGUUCCUGGAGCCUGUCUGGAAAAUGGAAAUUCUGUGUGGUGAUGUCACUUAACAGAGUCACUGGAGAUGUUUAAGGACUUCAGCAAGAUACACAUAGCAGCAUUAAAAAUAAACUAUUUGUCAAAUAGA
This is a messenger RNA of Podarcis raffonei (Aeolian wall lizard), 1005 nucleotides long. RefSeq lists its product as uncharacterized. The transcript has 5 exons. The coding region runs from base 106 to 768 and encodes 220 amino acids. NCBI's taxonomy places the organism in Eukaryota, Metazoa, Chordata, Lepidosauria, Squamata, Lacertidae. The record is from RefSeq and is a predicted model, not a curated record.